Zea mays is the source of this 1342-nucleotide messenger RNA. RefSeq lists its product as uncharacterized. The record is from RefSeq and is marked validated. NCBI's taxonomy places the organism in Eukaryota, Viridiplantae, Streptophyta, Magnoliopsida, Poales, Poaceae.
AUUGGUUUGUAUCCCGUAUCCGUCCUUCGCUCCUAGUGAAUGUGGUGCACGACGGUGGAAACUGAGUCACGUAAUCCCUACUGUUGUUUCUCCGAUUCUCCUUACGACCCGCCGGCGUUGGGCAAAAGCGGCCGGUGCUGGUCCUCUCCUCUUGCAGAAGGCAACCGGCGGCGAUCCCCAUCUACAGCAAAAAAACGACCGGCGGGGAGCCUCUUCCCCGGAAAAUAAUUUGACGAGUGUAUAGAAAAUGUCAAGGUUGGAGCUAGUGUUCAAAAGACCACAUAUACAAUGAAGAGAGACAUGCUCACCGCUCACGGAGAGAAGGUCAUUCUUCGUGCCCUUGAAAUUGAGAAAUCCCGGCUGCCACACUCAAAGGGUAUUUGAGUACCUGUGGAUCUUCUGUAUCCAUAAAGGAUCAGAUCCCAAAACCCAUUGGUCAAACUACUGAAUGCAGUAAACAGGGCAUAUCUUAUAUCUGAGAUUAUAGAUCCAAGAUGCAGAUCAGCGGCUUUGUCACCCCUAUUGGUCCUUUAUCUGAAGAAAAUCACACGAUCGACAAGAAUUUGUUGCCGCUGGAGUGUGAAGGGACAAUGGAAUGCCACACACGAGACAACGAUGCUGUUGGGUUGGAUGCAAGAGCGGAAGGUGUUGUCUGUGAGCUCACAGACCUUCAGAAUAACAUACAAGUUUAUGAUAUCGAGUUGACUGUUCUAGGAAACUACACAGGUCACGGCUUGCCCCUUGAUUUCCUUGAGAGUAAAACGACUGGUGGACCCAUCAAGGGCUACCCUGUUGUUGUGGAUGUUUUAGAGGAUUGUUCUUCAGUGAGUAUUCAUGAUCACCUCCCAGUGGCUAGGAGAGUUGGGAAGAAGAGGCAGAGACGCAGACAUGAUGGAAGGUGGACGAAGAGGACCCCGCUACGUUUUCCGGCUGCGUCCACGGCUGUGCGUGCCAUUUCCACCACCGUGCAGACAAAAAAGAACUCAAACAAGGACCCGGUACUCGAGGAAUGCUCCCUGCUAUUGGCUCUAGCUGCGAAAGCCUCCCUGCUGCAUACAUGAAGACCCCUAGGUGACGCAGUUGACUCCAGCGGCAUAGAAGUGUAUCAUGUUUCAUGUGAGAACGACUGCUGAUUUCUUUCUGGUUCGUGUGGCUCACCUUUGCCCCUUACACCUGACGCGAGGUCGACCAGGAGCAGCAAGGACUGCAAUGCUGCACUUCUUUGUAAUUUAUGUUCUGCCUCCCCUCUGUGUGCUCCUGUGCGCUUGGUUUAGUGCAGUCGUGAGGAUAAGUUGGGGCUAGUUAUGGUUGGAAGAACAUGAAAGAUCGAAUUUUAUUUAAA